CUACGAAACGUCUACAACGUUGGUGUGACAGUGUUGCUGACUUCGACGCUGUUCCUGUCCAUUGAACGAAUCAUUGCCACACUUCUCUAUCGAACAUAUGAAAAACAUCAGAAACAGUGGAUCGGUAUACUCAUUGCUGUAAUACAGUGGACAUUUACGUUGCCAAUAUUCUACUGGGAGAAUCGUGAUAACGGAAUGAUACUGCCGUAUUGCGCCAUUGAGUUGUACGAUCCAGCGCUGUCGAAAAGCAUUGAAUAUGUUCAAAUUGUGAUACAAUGUUGUGCGAUAAUCAUUUUUGUCGUCCUUUGGUGUCAUAAUCAUAAUCGAACGGUGGAACAGUGUCCCAACGAGAAUGUUCUUAGUAUACGAUAUCAGAUUCGAGAGAAUAUCGCCACUACAAAGUUAAUGGCACCAGUGGUGUUGCUGAAUGCUUUGUUCAUGGCUUCUAUCACGCUUCUCUAUGUUAUUCUGCUACCAGACAACGAAUUCUACUCGCACAUCGAUGAUUACAUGCGGAAGGUUGUUCAAUACAGUCUAUUCGCCGAGAUGCAGUACUCAAUUUUACCACUAUUCACGGUUGUGCUGAUUUAUUCUAUGGGACGUUUCAAUGCACAUUUACGGCAGUCGUUGGUGCACUUAUUGGGUAUCGACCGAUGUGUAUCGAAACACUUUAAUGUGGUCGACGUGACUCCCGAAGAACGUGUGAGACAGCUGUAUUUCGAUCAGUUAGAACACCAAUGGAAUCAUCCAGUUCGUAACUCUGCUACGCCACACCACUCUCAAUGUCAGCAACAAAACUGCAAAAGGAGCGAACGAGCCAGUGUAUAUACCGCACGAAAUUGA
Messenger RNA from Anisakis simplex (herring worm), 843 nucleotides. Lineage: Eukaryota; Metazoa; Nematoda; Chromadorea; Rhabditida; Anisakidae. The record is from the annotation of a GenBank genome assembly.